Molecule: messenger RNA, 516 nt
Organism: Rotaria sp. Silwood2
Lineage: Eukaryota; Metazoa; Rotifera; Eurotatoria; Philodinida; Philodinidae
Source: the annotation of a GenBank genome assembly
AUGGGUAGUAUAUGGGCUUCCAUUCGAACAAGUCUCGUACAAAAAGUUACUGAUAUUCGUAAGAGGGAAAAGUGUAAAAGUCAAAAACAGAAACAAAACAAACAACCGCAACAAGAUCCUAUUUCUUUAUCUGAAGAUAAUCAUGAUCUUGUUUCUGUUGAAACAAAUAAUUCAACAGAGUUGAAGAUAUUAAUUGAUAAAAAUAUAGAUCUACUUGAAAAAUUUCAAAAUGAAGCACGAACACAAACUACAUCUGAUGCAAACGAUGUUGUUAGAGGUGAUGUUUAUCAAUCUAUACUAAAUGUUCAUAAAGAUUUUUUUAUGUCUGUUAUGAUUCAUAGUGACGGCAUUCCUCUUUAUGAAUCUAAAAAUUAUAAUGCAUGGCCUAUAUUAGAUGCUGUUUUGGAACUUCCAUCAUAUUCUAGAACUCGUACUGAUAAUAAUCUUCUUCUUUCUCUUUGGAUAGGAAAACAAAAGCCAAACUUUAAUAUUAUUUUUGAAAAACUUUCUAAAUAA